GGGUGCUUGUUGUUGUCCGGACAGAGGAGGCAGAGGUCGCUCGCUCUCUUGCUCGCUAGCUGGGUAGAUUGGUGGCGGUCGGCAAGCAGGUCGGUCGCGAUAGUCGGGCGCCUGCGGGGGAGAGGCUAUGUCGCAGUGGCAGCCCGGAUGGGCCGGCAAGGCCGGGAGUAACGGGAUGUCGCCGCGGAGCUUCUUCCCCCGGAUACAGUACGGCCCGAGCGGAGGCCGCGGCGCCGCCCUCCGGUCCUGAGGAUCCCGCGCUGUCCGGAGCCCGCACCGCCUUUUCACCCGCAGCGACGCCAACCGACCCGACCCGACCCGACCCGGUCUGGCCCUGCCCGGUCAGAGAGCGCAGCGCAAGCAGGCAGCACUAGCCCCUCGCAGCACAGGACCCGCUCCCAGAGGACAUGAAGCUGUUGGAGAACUCCAGCUUCGAGGCCAUCAACUCACAGCUGACUGUGGAGACUGGAGACGCCCACAUAAUCGGCAGGAUCGAGAGCUACUCCUGCAAGAUGGCGGGCGACGACAAGCACAUGUUCAAGCAGUUCUGCCAGGAGGGCCAACCGCACGUGCUAGAGGCACUGUCCCCACCCCAGACCUCCGGCCUCAGCCCCAGCAGACUGAGCAAGAGCCAAGGUGGCGAGGACGAGGGCCCGCUCAGCGACAAGUGCAGCCGCAAGACCCUCUUCUACCUGAUCGCCACGCUCAACGAGUCUUUCCGCCCUGACUACGACUUCAGCACGGCCCGAAGCCAUGAGUUCAGCCGGGAGCCCAGCCUCAGCUGGGUGGUGAACUCGGUCAACUGCAGCCUCUUCUCGGCCGUGCGGGAGGACUUCAAGGCCCUGAAGCCCCAGCUGUGGGACGCCGUGGACGAGGAGAUCUGCCUGACUGAGUGUGACAUCUACAGCUACAACCCAGACUUGGACUCAGACCCCUUUGGGGAAGAUGGCAGCCUCUGGUCGUUUAACUACUUUUUCUACAACAAGCGGCUUAAACGGAUUGUCUUCUUCAGCUGUCGCUCUAUCAGUGGAUCCACGUACACACCCUCGGAGGUGGGCAAUGAGUUGGACAUGGAGCUGGGGGAGGAGGAGGAGGAGGAGGAGGAAGAACUCAGAGGUGGAGGCAGUGAGGGCGGACCUGAGGAGACCAGCCCCAUGGAGGACAGGGUCCCAGUGAUCUGUAUGUGAGGAGGAGGAGCAGAGGCCUCAGCUUCGUCUAGCUUCAGCCAGCGCCUGGGCCUGCCCACCUGAGGGGCCCCAGGGCCUCCCCAGCUGCUGGCCAGACCCUGGCGCUGCCACAGCUCCAGCGCUGCCCAUUUAGCCCUUUGGCUCCAGCCUUUGGACGGCCACUUACCCCACAGGCUCUGCUGCCCACACUGUGGCUGGACUGGACAGACGGCACAAGGCCUGGUGGGCACAGCCACUGCCCUGCCCAGACGAGCUGACACGGGCAGGGGCAGCUGGGCCACAGAGUUUAUUUUUGUAUUUUGUAUGGGGUCAGGCCUGAGCCUGCACACUCCAGCCCGAAGGGCCUGAGACCCCGCAAGCAGGCCCCAGUGGUCAUCUGCCCUGGGCUUGAGCUGGCUCUUGGAGCCCACCUAUACUCCCCACCUUGCCCAGUGGGCAGCGUGCACUGAGUGUCACUUUGCUGCAGCUUGUUUGUUUCCAAUAAAAGUUUAUGUGACUUACUGUG
Molecule: messenger RNA, 1692 nt
Organism: Phyllostomus hastatus (greater spear-nosed bat)
Lineage: Eukaryota; Metazoa; Chordata; Mammalia; Chiroptera; Phyllostomidae
Gene: MAF1
Product: MAF1 homolog, negative regulator of RNA polymerase III
Exons: 8
Coding region: 408-1187 (259 amino acids)
Biological process (GO): negative regulation of transcription by RNA polymerase III
Cellular component (GO): nucleus
Molecular function (GO): RNA polymerase III core binding
Source: RefSeq, a predicted model, not a curated record